GCCGGCCGGGAGAGCCCUCCCCACUGGGCUCCACGCCGCCGGAAGCGGAAAUAGUACCGGGCGCCGCCGGAGUACCUAUAACUGCCACCGCCAUGCCGAAGGGGCCUAAGCAGCAGCCGCCGGAGCCCGAGUGGAUUGGGGACGGAGAGAGCACGAGCCCCGCAGACAAAGUGGUGAAGAAAGGAAAGAAGGACAAGAAGACCAAAAAGACGUUCUUUGAAGAGUUGGCAGUAGAGGAUAAACAGGCUGAGGAAGAAGAGAAGGCACUCAAGGAGAAGGAGCAGCAGCAGCAACAGCAGCAGCAGCAGCAGCAGCAGCAAAAAAAGAAGCGAGACACCCGAAAAGGCAGGCGGAAGAAGGAUGUGGACGAUGAUGGAGAGGAGAAAGAACUCAUGGAGCGUCUUAAGAAGCUCUCAGUGCCAGCCAGUGAUGAGGAGGAUGAGGUACCUGCUCCGGUACCCCGAGGAGGGAAGAAAACCAAGGGCGGUAAUGCUUUUGCGGCCCUGAUUCAGGAUCAGAGUGAGGAGGAGGAGGAGGAAGAAGAAAAGUGUCCUCCUAAACCCGCCAAGCCAGAGAAGAAUCGGAUCAAUAAGGCUGUGUCUGAGGAACAACAGCCUGGGUUCAAGGGCAAGAAAGGAAAGGAAGAAAAGUUGAAGGGGAAGGCCAAGCCUCAAAAUAAAUUUGCUGCUCUGGAGAGUGGAGAGGAGGAUGAAGAGGAAGAAAUAAUGAAAGAGAAGGAGCCACCCAAACAAGGGAAGGAGAAAGGCAAGAAGGCAGAGAAGGUUUCAGAGGAAGAGGGGGAAGAAGAGGAAGAAGAGGGAGAGCCCAAGGCAGAUGAUCCUUAUGCUCACCUUAGCAAAAAGGAGAAGAAAAAGCUGAAGAAACAGAUGGACUACGAGCGCCAAGUGGCUUCAUUAAAAGCAGCCAAUGCUGCGGAAAAUGACUUCUCUGUGUCUCAGGCAGAGGUGUCCUCCCGCCAGGCCAUGUUAGAAAAUGCAUCUGACAUCAAGCUGGAAAAGUUCAGCAUCUCGGCCCACGGCAAGGAGCUAUUCGUCAAUGCAGACUUGUACAUUGUAGCUGGCCGCCGCUAUGGGCUGGUGGGACCCAAUGGCAAGGGCAAGACGACGCUGCUCAAGCACAUUGCCAACCGAGCCCUGAGCAUCCCUCCCAACAUCGAUGUGCUGCUGUGUGAGCAGGAGGUGGUAGCGGAUGAGACGCCAGCAGUGCAGGCUGUGCUUCGAGCGGACACCAAACGAUUGAAACUGCUGGAAGAGGAACGACGGCUUCAGGGACAGCUGGAGCAGGGAGACGACGCGGCCGCUGAGAGGCUUGAGAAGGUGUAUGAGGAGUUGCGGGCCACAGGGGCAGCAGCUGCAGAGGCCAAGGCACGACGGAUCCUGGCUGGUCUGGGCUUCGACCCUGAGAUGCAGAACCGGCCUACACAGAAGUUCUCAGGGGGCUGGCGCAUGCGUGUCUCGCUGGCCAGGGCACUGUUCAUGGAGCCCACACUGCUGAUGCUGGAUGAGCCUACUAACCACCUAGACCUCAAUGCUGUCAUCUGGCUCAACAACUACCUCCAGAGCUGGCGGAAGACAUUGCUGAUUGUCUCCCAUGACCAGGGCUUCCUAGAUGAUGUCUGCACUGAUAUCAUCCAUCUCGAUGCCCAACGGCUCCACUACUACAGGGGCAAUUACAUGACUUUCAAGAAGAUGUACCAGCAGAAACAGAAGGAACUGCUAAAGCAGUAUGAGAAGCAGGAGAAAAAGCUGAAAGAGCUGAAGGCGGGUGGCAAAUCCACCAAGCAGGCAGAAAAGCAAACAAAGGAAGCCCUGACUCGAAAGCAACAAAAAUGCCGACGGAAAAACCAGGAUGAAGAGUCCCAGGAGGCCCCUGAGCUCCUGAAGCGCCCCAAGGAGUACACUGUGCGCUUCACAUUCCCAAACCCCCCGCCCCUCAGCCCUCCUGUGCUGGGCUUGCAUGGUGUGACAUUUGGCUAUGAGGGCCAGAAGCCACUUUUUAAGAACCUGGACUUUGGCAUCGACAUGGACUCAAGGAUCUGCAUUGUGGGUCCUAAUGGCGUGGGGAAGAGCACCCUGCUUCUGCUGCUGACGGGCAAGCUGACACCGACCCGUGGAGAAAUGAGAAAGAACCACCGGCUGAAAAUUGGCUUCUUUAAUCAGCAAUAUGCAGAGCAGCUGCGCAUGGAGGAGACACCCACUGAAUACCUGCAGCGCUGCUUCAACCUGCCUUACCAGGAUGCCCGGAAGUGCCUGGGCCGCUUUGGCCUGGAGAGUCACGCCCACACCAUCCAGAUCUGCAAACUCUCCGGUGGGCAGAAAGCCCGAGUUGUGUUUGCAGAGCUGGCCUGUCGGGAACCUGAUGUCCUCAUCUUGGAUGAACCAACCAACAACUUGGACAUAGAGUCUAUUGAUGCUCUGGGAGAGGCCAUUAAUGAGUACAAGGGCGCGGUGAUUGUCGUCAGCCAUGAUGCCCGACUCAUCACAGAAACUAACUGCCAGCUGUGGGUGGUGGAGGAGCAGAGCGUCAGCCAAAUUGACGGCGAUUUCGAGGACUACAAGAGGGAGGUGCUUGAGGCUCUGGGCGAAGUCAUAGUCAAUCGGCCCCGAGAAUGAGCUUUCCUUCCUGGAGGUUCCCAAGAGACAAGUGUGUGUGGCCUCGAAAUCCCCUGUUGUCUCCCUGUCACCAGUCCGAAACCUGCUUCUGGCCUGCAGCUGGCCCAGCAACCACUCAGGCACAUGAAGGUGGAGUGUUGCCUUGAUGUGACCAGGAUACCAUUAAGAUUUCUUUUUUUUCCCUGAGAGACUUGUCUGUUCAGCUACUCUUCAGAAAACUGAGCUGACUUUGUCCUUGACAUCCCUCAGUAUAAACAGAGGUGAUCUUCAUUAUUGUGGGAUUCUGUCUUGCCAAACUUUAUGUGACCCAGUAGGCCCUGAUGUUCCCCAUUCAUCUCUCAGAAGCCUGCCUCUGGUCUACCUUAAAGCUUUAGGCCCAGCUGCCUGCUUCUUGGUCUCUGAGUGGUGCUAUUCUUUCCUGAUGGAUUUAGUGCUAACUCAGUGAUACAAGCAAUUGUUGCAGCACAAAGCUGGAGGCGUGUUUCUGGGGCCUAUGCCAUCACCCAGCCCAAGAUUUGGUGCCUGCAGUCUCUGUGUCUAGUUGGGGACUUAGGGACAGCAGAAGGUUGCUGCUGAAUUUGAACCUCCCUUUACAAGAGAAAGGAAUAAAAGAACGGAGAGUUUUUGCCAACCACCUGUCACUGCUUGGAGAUUCAUGGGAGCUGGAACUGUUACCAGUCUCACUGUUGUUUGAUUUCCAGCAGCAUGUAGCAUCGCCUCCUCCCAGUAACAGAGAUGGAUCUAAUUUGCAGCCUCACCCCACUGUAGAGAGUGGUUGCUCUUUAAGAAUCCUCCCUCCCUUUCCACAGCUCUUCAGACAAGGGGAAGUAAAGUAAUUGAUUAAUCCCUUC
Messenger RNA from Orycteropus afer afer, 3484 nucleotides. The record is from RefSeq and is a predicted model, not a curated record. NCBI's taxonomy places the organism in Eukaryota, Metazoa, Chordata, Mammalia, Tubulidentata, Orycteropodidae.